AGGACCUGGCAACCCGCGGGUCGGAUUAGGAGCGGGUUCCGAGAGGAAGAGCGUCCCGACUGGACUGAAAAGUGUCAAACAUGAAGUAAAGGCUUAACAACGCGAGGAAGUUACGUGGUUUCGGAAGCAGACUGGUGGUUGACAUGUAUUUGGGUACUUGAAGGGGUUGUUGGACGGUGUUGGCUGUAAAGAACCAGUUAAUAACGUCCGUGUCGGGAGUGACCGCCGGUCAACGACGGGACGCGAUGGGGCGGGUUUCAGCGCUGGUGGAGGAACUGAGGCGCGGGCUGAGGCUGGACGUGCUGCGGGAGGCGGCCCGCCAGUACCCGCUGUCCUGCUGCCUGCUGCUGGCCCUGCUGGCCCUGACCCUGCUGCUCCACAGGUACGUCCACAUCCUGAUGGUGUUCUGGUCGCUCCUGGCUGGCGUCUCCACCUUCUACUGCUCCCUGGGACCCGAGUCGCUUCUUCCAAUCAUCUUUUUCCCCGUGAGGCCCAAGAACAAACAGGAGCAGGAGCUGUUCCCUUCCGGCCACAGCUGCGCCGUCUGCGGGAAGGUCAGGUGCAAACGCCACCGGCCGACCCUGCUGAUGGAGAACUACCAGCCCUGGCUGGACCUGAAGGUCCAUUCCAAAGUGGACGCUUCCGUCGCAGAGGUGUUCGAGCUGGUCCUGGAGAGCUUCGUGUACCCCUGGUACAGGGACAUCACGGACGAUGAGGCGUGUUUGGAUGAAAUCAGGAUGACCUUCCGCUUCUUUGCAUCGGUGCUGGUCCGGCGCGCUCAGAAGGUGGACGUUCCCACCGUGUUUGCAGACAAAGUGAUGAAGGCUACAAUGAAGCACAUCGAAAUGAUUGCAAAAGCUCGAGCCAAAGUGAAGGGCGAGGACGGUCUGCAGCAGGCGGCUCUGGAGGAGUACGGUUCCAGCCUCCAUGUUGCUCUACACAGCCGUCAGGACGAGCUGCUCUACCUGAGGAAGCUGACUGAGAUGCUGUUUAAUCACGUCAUGCCUCCCAAAGCCACAGACUGCAGGUCUCUGGCUCUGCUGCUGCGGGAGGUGAUGGCCGGAUCUGUGAUGCUUCCAACCAUGGACUUCAUGGCUGAUCCGGACACCGUGAACCUCAUGGUGCUCAUAUACGUAGAUGACACACCACCGGAACUGGCCACCGAACCGCCGUCGCCGCUGGUCCCGUUUCUACAGAAAUACGUAAGCGUCGGCAGCAAGAAGUCCUCGGUGCUGAAGAUGGAGCUGAAGGAGAUCCGGGAGCAGCAGGACCUCCUCUUCCGCUUCAUGAACUUCCUCAAACAGGAAGGAGCCGUGCACGUUCUGCAGUUCUGCCUGGCCGUGGAGGAGUUCAACGACAAGAUCCUGAGUCCGGAGCUGAGCGAGCUGGAGCUGCAGCGUUUGCACGGCGAGGUGCAGCACAUCUACCAGACCUACUGCCUGGACGAGAGCAUCGACAAGAUCAGCUUCGACCCGUUCAUCGUGGACGAGAUCAGGAACAUCGCCAGAGGUCCGUACUCGGCUGUGGUGAAGCUGCAGACGAUGCGCUGCCUGUUUGAGGCCUACGAACACGUCCUGUCUCUGCUGGAGAACGUCUUCACACCCAUGUUCGGCCACAGCGACGAGUAUUUCAGACACCUGCUGAGAGGAGCCGAGUCUCCAGCCAGGAGCUCCAAGAUCAACAGAAAUAGCUUCGUUCUGGAGGAGGGCAGGAACGCAUCAAAACGAGGGGAAUCUUUCGGGAUCAGCAGGAUCGGGAGUAAAAUCAAAGGUGUGUUCAGGAGCACCACGAUGGAGGGAGCCCUGCUGCCACCCAGCAGCCUGACCGACACCGACGACGACGCGGUGGAGGAGGCGACCGUCGUCAUGGAGGACGACUCCCCCGCAGAGCCAGCUAACACGCCGGGCAUCCAGAGGAACCUGGCGGCCUGGACCAUCAUCAUCCCCUACAUCGACUUCUUUGAGGACGACGUGAAGAGGGAGAAGAUCCCCGUCUUCUGCAUCGACGUGGAGCGUCACGACCGGAAGGACGCGGGCCACGAAGCUGAGAAGUGGUCGGUCUACAGAAGAUACCUGGAGUUUUACGUGCUGGAGUCAAAGCUCACCGAGUUCCACGGCACGUUUGCAGACGCACAACUUCCUUCCAAGAGAAUCAUCGGACCAAAGAAUUACGAGUUCCUGGCCUCCAAGAGGGAGGAGUUUGAGGAAUAUUUACAGAGACUCCUGCAGCAUCCGGAGCUCAGCAACAGCCAGCUGCUGGCCGACUUCCUGUCCCCUCACAGCAUGGAGUCUCAGUUCCUGGACAAGAUGCUGCCCGACGUCAACCUGGGAAGGAUUUUCAAGUCUGUUCCGGGAAAGUUGAUAAAAGAGAGAGGACAGAACCUGGAGCCCUUCAUCCAGUCCUUCUUCAAUUCCUGCGAGUCCCCCAAACCCAAACCCAACCGACCUGAGCUCACCAUCCUCAGCCCCACAGCAGAGAACAACAAGAAGCUCUUCACCGACCUGUACGGGAACAACGCCAACCUGUCCGAGAGCACCGACAGGAGGCACAACCCCAACUGCUUCAUGGAGAUGAUCACCGUGGACGGCAUGUAUGACUACAUGAUGUAUGUGGGUCGGACGGUGUUCCACGUCCCGGACUGGCUGCACCACGUCAUGGCAGCCGGCCGCAUCCUGCUCAAGAACACGUUUGAAGCGUACAUGGAUCAGUACAUGCAGUCCAAGCUGGAGCAGGUCCUGCAGGAGCACCGCAUGGUGUCGCUCAUCACGCAGCUCAGAGACGCUGUGUUCUGCGAGAACACCGAGGAGCGGACAGCCGAGGACAAACAAGCCCGAGCCAAGCAGGCGUUUGAGGGGAUGAUGAAGUAUUUACCAGACUACGUGGCCAAGAGCAUCGGUGAAGAAGCCAAACACGACGGAGUCCAGCUGCUGUUUGCAACUCUGCAGCAGCCGCUCCUCAACAAGCAGAUGACCUACGUGCUGCUGGACAUCGCCAUGAUGGAGCUGUUCCCUGAACUCACCAAGCAGGGAGCGAAGGACGCCUUCAUCGUGUGACCCAGAUGGAUGGACGACGCCCCCCCCCCCCCCCCCCAGCUCCAAGUCCUUCACUACAUUCCAGUUCCUGCUACACUAACAGAGAGAGUAUUUAUUGAGGAUUCCAGACGUAGACCUGGCAGGUGGAGGAGCUCCUCCACCCCAGACGCUCUCUGUUGGAGGCGUCUUGUUUUACAUUCCAGUAAUAAGUGAAUAGUUCUUAACUGCAUGUGGAGUCUCUGAGCUUAAUGACACGUGUUUGUUGGGUUUAUCUGGUUCCAUUUCCCAGAAGUUCAGAAAUAAAAGGUCUGUUUCUAAUCAAA
Messenger RNA from Cololabis saira (Pacific saury), 3355 nucleotides. Its product is annotated as sorting nexin-14-like. The record is from RefSeq and is a predicted model, not a curated record. NCBI's taxonomy places the organism in Eukaryota, Metazoa, Chordata, Actinopteri, Beloniformes, Belonidae. Gene Ontology annotation, cellular component: late endosome. The transcript has 29 exons. Gene Ontology annotation, biological process: autophagosome maturation. Bases 246 to 3053 code for a protein of 935 amino acids. Gene Ontology annotation, molecular function: phosphatidylinositol-3,5-bisphosphate binding.